AUGGUUAGAAAAAAUUACCGUGUUAGUGCUCCUGCUUGUGGUGUUGAUGGGCCUGGUGACUGUACUGGUCAUUUAGUUGCCGGCUGUGGCUUUGAUUGGCCUAGGCUGUGCCUUGCGAGUCUGGCUCUGUCCUCUGGCAGUCUGGCCGCAUUGAUUUGGUUCUGGCCGGCAGCUACCGAGCUGCGUGGGCGUUGCCGCAACGCCCGUGGCGAAGAGACGCGGAACAGGAGGGUGCGGUUCAUGCGGAUUUUCUUUCCCCAUGCAUCCAACAAACAUAGAUUCAAAGAAGCUGAGUUAUUUUUCAAGUUCUUUUCAUUCAAUCUUUCAGUGGUCAAUCAUAAUAAUGAAGAUGACAAGGCCUUACUUAUUUUGUUGUUGUUGCAGAUGAAUCAGACUGAUAUCUCUGGUUUGGAAUUCACUGGCUUGCAUGAUACUCAUGUUGGUGAAGAAUCAUAUGCAACUGAAUUUCCUGAAAUGAAUCAGGAUCUAUCCCACAAAACCGAAUUUGAUGUGGUUAUGGCAACUACAGCCAUGCACAGUGGUUCUGGCAAUUCCUAUGCUUGCUUAGAUGGAUAUGAAGAUACAAGGAUGAUGUCAGGAAUUCAGGCCGUGAAGGAAGUUAGACAUGGCAGUACGCAGCACCUUGAGGGAACAUAUUCUGAUUCCGAUGAAGAAAACUUGUCAUCUAGUCCUGAAACUUCAUCCACCACUAAUUACGGUUACAUGGAACCAAAUUUGGAAAAUAUGUACAAUGCUUUGGGUGAAAUGGUUGAUAAAGAAGGGACGGUUGUGCUUAAACCUGACUUUGUGAUGUGCGACACGGCCCUGCAUUUUCAGCCUCACGUAAUUUUUUCACCAGAUGGGUUCAAAAUUGAACAUUCGGAUUGUGAUCCAUAUGAAGAUGAUAAGACGAUAGCUCUAUGUUGGGAUGUUUGUGACAUCAUUUCCAUUAAUAGUCAAUGGACUCAGAGUCUCAAUAUCAGUUACCCUUUUAACCAGGUUAUAUCUGCCUCUGUAACACUUCUUAUUAGACCCAGUGCAGAGACCGGAAGUUCAGAUCCUAUUAGAGUGGAGUUUAUUCUUACAGAUCCACAGUGGCCACGAAAACAAGAGAAGAUCUGUCAUAUGGCAUCAAGAUAUCGUGACAUCUGGAACAACACUCCAUCAGAGGAUUUUGCGUUGGAGAACCAGAGCACUGACCCAAGUUUAUUUUUCCCGAAACAGUACUUUUCUGGCAUUGACGACUUUGAAGAUGUUAUCUAUCCUAAAGGAGAUCCGGAUGCUGUUUCUAUUAGCAGCAGAGAUGUUGAUUUGCUUCUACCUGAAACAUUUGUCAACGACACAAUAAUUGACUUCUAUAUCAAAUACUUAAGCACAAGAAUGAAGACCACCGAGAAGAGCAAGUACCAUUUCUUUAAUAGCUUCUUUUUUCGCAAGCUGGCAGAUCUUGACAAAGAUCAAGGGAGAGCUCCAGAGGAUGGUGAAGCAAAAAAGCAUAGUAAAGUUCCAUGUAUAUUACAUAUGGAUUCUCUUAAAGGAAAUCACAGUGGACUGAAAGACAUUAUUCAAAGUUAUCUAUGGGAAGAGUGGAAGGAAAGGCACCCUGAAUCAGCAUUAGAUAUUUCAGACAAAUUCUUAAAUCUGAGAUUCGUCUCCCUUGAGCUCCCUCAGCAAGAUAACUCAUUUGACUGUGGCCUGUUCCUUCUCCAUUAUGUGGAACGCUUUCUGAUGGAUUAUCCCAGUAGCUUCAACCCUAUGAAGAUAUCAGUAUCCUCAACCUUUCUCAGUGAUGGUUGGUUUGAACCCGCUGAAGCUUCUCUGAAGCGUUCAUUGAUCCGGAAGUUAAUCCAGGAGCUAGUGACAGUACCUUCUCAAACUUUUCCGGAACUAACCUGUGGUAGCGAGCAGUUUGAUGAAAGUUAUCUAGGAAGAGAAAAUGCUGAGCCUGAAGCAGCUAGAGAGUUCCUUGCUCAGGGGUGCUCUGCUGGUGAAUCUGACUCACUUUGCCAAAUUGCUGGAACACAGCAACAAUCCACAUCCAUCUGCUUUAAUGAUUCUGGAAAUGUUCUACCUGUUCCUGGAUGCAUUUUAGAGACUGAAGGGGUUACAACAUUUGCUGUACAGGACACACAGGUUUGUCCACCCGACAAUGAUUUUGCCAUCUGCAUGCCAAGCCAGGCUGUUGAAAAUGAGCCACUUCCUGCGGAUUAUGAUAAUAAACCUGACCUGAGAUCAUGCGCCCCAGAAGAUGCUGAAGCGUUGAAGGAUGAUGGUUCUGUGGUAAAAGGUCAGGACAAUUUUGUGGAAUCCAUGCUGGAUUGUUCGCACAAUAACCGGACAAUUUCUAGCUACACAGAAGUUACGAUGCAUAAUAUUAUGGAUUCCAAGUGUGGCUCAUUCUCUGAUAACUCUGAGGCAAUGGCCUACAAAGAACAUAGCUUAGAAACAAACAUAAAUGAAGUUCUGGAUGAUUGCUGUGAUGAAGAUAUGCAUCCUGUCAUGAUGUCUGAUGCCAGGGAAGUUGACAUUGCAUCUGAUCCAGCAAGCACCAAAGACGAAGCUGACAAUGGCAGAUAUGAUUUCCCUGAUGCCAUGGGAUCUGUAGUGGCUGGUGAUAUAGAAGGGAAUACUUGUGAGCAUUCUUCAGAAAGAAACAUUGUUGAAGAUGAGGAGGCCAAGGGUGAUGUUUUUGAGGACACGUCUCCACUCAUGGUAUGCGAUUUGAACAAUGAUGUUGCUGAGCAGUCUUUACCCGUGGUAUGUGAUUUGAAUAACGAUGUUGCUGAGCAUUCUCCCGCAAUAAUUGCUGUCGAAUCUGAGGACGCGAAACAUGAAGAUACUUCUGUGGAUCUCAAUGUGGAAGAUGAUAUCAAAGUGGAUCUCAAGGUAGAAGAUGAUAUCGAAGUUGGCACGGAGGAAACUUGCGCAGUUGCUGAUAAGAUCAGUGAUGGUGAGCAGCAUAUUUCACCCGAGUCCAAAGAGGGAAACAUUGACAGCUGUGCUAUCAGCGACAGCGCUGUUCCGCAUGAGCUGAAAGAGGGAGAGACUAGCACCAUCGUGGCAGGUGACAGUACAAAUGGGAGUGAUGAAGCUCAUGUGGACAGUGUGGAUGCACACGGUAGCGUAGGACCAGGAGCUGGCGAGACAGUUCCUUGUGAAGUUGACACUAACCAUUCUGAUGCUGAGAUGCCUGACGUUGAUAGCGCCUUGUGCGUGAAGAAUGAAACAGUUUGCGAGGACGAACCGAAUGAAGCAGUUUGCGAGGAGACACCCUGUGAUGCUAAAAGGCCUCUUGCUGAUAGCAUCUCUGAAGAUCAGAAGAUGGGAGUUUGCGAGGACAAACCGAAUGAAGCAAUUUUUGAGGACAAACCCUGCCAUGCUAAAAGGCCUCUUCUUGCCAGCACCUCUGAAGGUCAGAAGAUGGAAGUUUCCGAGGACAGGUGCUCGGAGAAGGAUGUCGAGUCUACCGCAGAGAAGACAGAGCAGCGCAAGAAGCGUCGCAAGGUCCCUCCGGCCGCCCCCCCGCAGACGCCUGCAACAGAUAAGCGACAAACGAGGAGCUCCUCAAUGCCACUGUUUCUGGGUUAG
Messenger RNA from Triticum turgidum subsp. durum (durum wheat), 3588 nucleotides. The record is from the annotation of a GenBank genome assembly. Lineage: Eukaryota; Viridiplantae; Streptophyta; Magnoliopsida; Poales; Poaceae.